CUCUCACUGCCGUUCUGUAGUAAAGUUUUUUCGUGUGUUUGUGGAGCUGAAGAUGGCGGCUAGCUCGGAGCGCAGUCCUCCUCCUUUCCCGGACUCAGAGGAGCCCGAGCUGCUGGAGGAUAGUGACGAGGGCGCGGAUGCGUUCACGGGCACGUCAAUCUCUGAAAUGGAUUCUCCAUCACCGGUGGACAUAACCGGACCUCCUAAAGACAUCUUCAAUGACCUAUCAGAAGAUAUCUUGAAUGAUCCUCUGAUCGACACUAAUUCUGAAACCCAGAAGAGUGUUGACGCCAAGAUAUCGUCUCCUGGUAGUGACGAGGCCAUCGACAUGUUCAGUGAUCCACUAGAUGAUGAAACCGACGUAAUUAGUUCCCCUGACGUCAAAACUUCAGUGCCAGAUCUCUUGAACGAAUCGCUGACCAGCAACAUCGUAGAACCACCAAAAUCUGAUGUCAUCAGUGAACCAGGCAAACCUGGCCACAGAAAUGACAUUACGGAUCGUAAGAAGGAUAUUUUCGAAGACCCUCCAAAAGACACCAGCAAAAGUAGCGGAACAACUUCUGCCAAGAAAGCGGCGAGCUCUGAGUUGUUUGGUGAUGAUGACGAUGAAGAUCUUUUUCAAGAGCCACUAAAAGCCGGAUUGAAGAAGCCCCAGCCCUCGACGCUCAGCAGGCCACCGGUCGACAUUUUCACAGAGGUGAAAUCGGAAUCGAAGAUCAAGCCUCAAACUAAAGAUGCCCCCAUGGAUCUGUUCGCAGAAGAAGCCGUAACGGCACCUGUUGCCAAACCUGCCACAAGCGCCAACUCCAGGACUAAUGGGGUUCACUCCAAAGAGCAGGAUCUCUUCACAGAAGCUACAGUGGAGUUGUCGCUGGACAGUCCUUGUAAUGACCGUAAGAAGAAAGACGUAAUGAAGCCGUCAGUAUCGACAUCUGAUGCCUCUGUGGCCAGCAGCAGCUCCAGUAAACCUCCGGCCAAAACCCUUGAGGAGAUGGAGGAAGAGGAGAGUGAAGACAAGUUUGACUUGAACAUUUCCAUCACAAAUCCAGAGAAAGUUGGUGAUGGUAUGAAUGCAUAUAUGGCCUAUAAAGUUUCAACACAGACAUCAUUGCCGAUGUUCCGGAGCAAGACGUUUACAGUACGCAGGCGUUUUAGUGAUUUCCUUGGAUUAUACGAAAAGCUCUCGGAGAAACACACGCAGAAUGGAUACAUCGUACCUCCACCGCCAGAAAAGAGCAUUCUGGGUAUGACUAAACUGAAAGUCGGGAAAGAGGAUCCGUCUUCGGCAGAGUUUGUGGAGAGGAGGAGAGCCGCGCUUGAGAGGUAUCUGCAGAGAGUUGUGAGUCACCCGUCUCUGUUGCAGGACCCUGAUGUGAGAGAGUUCUUGGAGAAAGAGGAGUUACCUCGUGCGGUGAGCACCCAAACAUUGAGUGGAGCUGGCUUCCUUAAAAUGAUCAAUAAAGCUACAGAUGCUGUCAGUAAGAUGACCAUCAAGAUGAAUGAACAAGAUGUGUGGUUUGAUGACAAGAUCCAAGAUGUUGAGAAUGAAGAACAGCAGAUGAGGAAGCUUCAUGUGAUGGUGGAGUCACUGGUCAGCCACAGGAAAGAGUUGUCGGGGAGCACGGCGGUGUUUGCGAAGAGCAUGGCGAUGUUGGGCAGUUCAGAGGACAACACGGCGCUGUCGCGAGCUCUGUCUCAGCUGGCCGAGGUGGAGGAUCGAAUCGAGCAGCUACAUCAGGAACAGGCGUCAAGCGACUUCUUUACCUUCUCAGAGCUGCUCGCAGAUUACAUACGACUGCUGGGAGCCGUCAGGGGGUGUUUUGAUCAGAGAAUGAAAUCAUGGCAGCGCUGGCAAGACGCUCAGAAUACGCUUCUGAAGAAAAGAGAAGCCGAAGCCAAACUCCUGUGGGCCAACAAACCUGACAGACUCCAGCAGGCCAAGGAUGAGAUCGCAGAUUGGGAAGCAAAGGUCACGCAGUACGAGAGAGACUUUGAAAGAAUCUCAGCCACCGUACAGAAAGAUGUCAUCCGUUUCGAUAAAGAGAAAGCUCGUGAUUUUAAAAGACAAAUUGUCAAAUACCUGGAGUCACUGCUGCACUCACAACAACAGCUGAUGAAAUACUGGGAGGCAUUUUUGCCAGAGGCAAAAGCUAUCGCGUGAAGCGGAGACCACACACACGCAAACUCACACUCACAGAUGUCUUUCUAUACUCUUUACCUCUCGCCUAUAAACCGAGAGAAAUCGUGCUACAAAGGGACGUCAUCCGUCCUGUUGCUCAAAUAAACAACUGUGUAUAUUUUCAGUGUAAUCUUCACCUUUAUUUUCUUACGAUAAAUCUUUAUUGGUCGGGUGUCGGGUUGUCUUCCUCGUCUAUAUGCAACUGAACUUGCUUUUUUGUUUUAACCGUUCAAGGAAAGGAGCUUUCAAUUCAGUUUUCACACCAUUGAGUGGAAACGGUGCACUUAGAAUGUAUACUCGUAUACAGCAAUGUCAAUGGUUUACACUAGAGGGCGCUCUACACUCAUUCACACAAAUGCUGAUAGAAAUGUGUCCAUCACAAUCUGUGGAUUCUUCCAUGGAUUUAUAAUGUUGUUUCUAUAGUUCUAUUGAUGCACUUCAAACACAAAGCAUUUAAUAAGCGCAUAGCAGAGUUUUAUAUCAAUAUCUGAGCUCUUUAACCGAAGCACUUCAGUCUUAAAGUUGGUUUUUCGUUAUCUGGAAUGUUCCUAGCUCCUUGUUCGUGAUUUUAUUUGCUUUAUUUUCUCUUUAAAUCUCUUUUGUUUUCUUCAUAUUCUUUGUUUUACAUUUCGUUUGUAGACAUUUAUGCCAACACAUUCAUUUGUGUCAAAGCAUAUUUGCAUUAUCCACUUGACUCAUGAUAGCAUGUUAUAAUUAACGAAUGUUUGCUAUGCUACUAAUAAUGCAUUAAAGCAUUUCUACAUCAUUUUUUAUACAGAUUUUGCUGCUGUAAUGACAUUACAGAGUUUCAAUGGCUGUUAAUUACAUUUUCACUUUGUAUCAUUUAAAGUUAGAAGUGUUUUUUGUUGUUGAUGUUGUUGUUGUUGUCAUUGUUUGUUAAUUAGUUCAGAUAUUUGCUUCAUAAAUGAUGUUUUGGGCCCUGUUGUAAAGACAGAUGUUAAAGAGAUAGUUCACCCAAAAAUGAAAAUUCACUCAUCAUUUACUCACCCUCAUGUCAUCCCAGAUGUGUAUAACUGUCUUUCUUCUGCAGAACACAAGUGAAGAUUUUUAGAAGAAUAUUUCAGCUCUGUUGGUCCUAUCAGUGCAAGUGAAUGGUGGCCAGAACUUUGAAGCACCAAAAAGGACAUAAAGGCAGCUUAAAAGUAAUCCAUUAGACUCCAGUGAUUAAAUCCAUGUGUUCAGAAGUGAUAUGAUAUGUGUGGGUGAGAAACAUCAAUACUCAAGUCCUUUUUAUGCUAUAAAUCUCCACUUUCACAUUCUUCUUCUGUUUUUGGCGAUUCACAAGUCAUAGUAAAAAAAAAAGUACUUGAAUCUUGAUCUGUUUCUCACAACAGCUUUCAUAUUUCUCCUGAAGACACUGGAGUCUUAUGGAUUACUUUUAUGCUACAUUUAUGUGCUUUUUGGAGCUUCAAAGUUCUGGCCACCAUUCACUUGCAUUGAAAGGACCAACGGGGUUAAAACAGCCUUCUAAAAAUCUUCAUUUGUGUUCUGCAGAUGAAAGAAAGUCAAACACAUGAGAGAAUGAGAGAAAUUAUAUUUUUGGGUGAACUAUCCUUCUAUCGUGUUACGUAACGAGUUUUAUGGCAGGGGUCCUCAUAAGGUGCCAUAAUUAAUCAAAAUAUUCUUUAUUAGAAAAAAUGGGGAGGUAUUUUUCACUCUGCACACUUCUUUUAAAGAAAACAAUAAAGAUUUAAUUACAAAUGUAAA
Messenger RNA from Xyrauchen texanus (razorback sucker), 3907 nucleotides. Its product is annotated as sorting nexin-1-like. The transcript has 15 exons. Lineage: Eukaryota; Metazoa; Chordata; Actinopteri; Cypriniformes; Catostomidae. Gene Ontology annotation, molecular function: phosphatidylinositol binding. The coding region runs from base 53 to 2161 and encodes 702 amino acids. Gene Ontology annotation, biological process: intracellular protein transport; early endosome to Golgi transport. The record is from RefSeq and is a predicted model, not a curated record. Gene Ontology annotation, cellular component: endosome membrane; endosome.